CACUGGAGAGAGCUGUAGACAGGAGUGGAAAUUGCCUGUUUCCCUGGGCUACUUUUAAACCCUUGUGUGAGCUUUGUGUUGCUACUGUAUUUUACAUCCCCUGUGCCUCGGCUUGAAAAAGCCUGCUAGACUAGUCCAGAUGGACGCAAUUCUGAGCUGCAGACCGGAUGACUUGGAAGAUUACUACAAGUUGCUAGGAUGCGAUGAACUCUCUACGGUUGAACAAAUUCUUGCAGAAUUUAAGAUUAAAGCACUUGAAUGUCAUCCUGACAAACAUCCUGGAAACCCCAAAGCAGUGGAGAAUUUCCAGAAGCUGCAGCAAGCUAAGGAGAUUCUUACUAAUGAAGAGAGUCGAGCGCGUUACGAUUACUGGCGACGAAGCAAAAUUACCAUUCCGUUCCAGCAGUGGGAGGCCCUGAGCAAUUCUGUGAAAACGUCCAUGCACUGGGCUGUCCAAAGCAAGAAGGACCAAAUGCUGGAGGCUCCUGACUUGAAUAACAGCAGCAACAUAACUAAUGAGAUUUGGACCCAACAGACAGAAAACAGUGAAGACGGAUUGUCAGAUGGGAACAGGGAGCAAGAAGAUGUUGCAAUUCCUGAUGUGAAACCACAGUCUUCAAAGAAUCCAGACUCCCCAAGAUUUUCAGAGGCAAAUUACUGGCACUUACGUUUCCGCUGGUCAGGGGAUGCUCCCUCAGAGCUGCUGAGGAAAUUCAGAAACUAUGAGAUCUAAAAUGCAAAAUACGCAGGAGCAUGAGAUCAUCUGUUCAACAAUUCAGUAUUUUUUUGUAAGCAGUUAUAAGUUAUUUGUAUUUUGUAUUCAUUCAUUGUGAUGUGAACAUCAUUCGAAUAAAUGUCUUAAUACCGAUUUGUUAACACACAUGCUAUGAGCAUUACAGAUGGAGGUCUUUCUGUUUAAUAAGCAAACUUUAAUAAGCAAAGCCCUUUUCAGUAUUAACAUAAAGUGAUUUUGUGAAGUUAUCUAACAUCUUAUAUAUUGUUUCUUGUAUUCUUAAAUAUUGUGUAAUAUUGAAUAAUAUUUUUCUCAAUACUGUGAUGUUAUAAAGAAUGUACUCUCGGUAGAACCAAAAGUCAAUGUUAGACUCCAGCAUAUCAUCCUAUUCAGUGAUGAUCUUCCAAAAGCUAUAUGACAAUGAACUUUAAACAAACUGUGCUUAUUUGUAAUCUGUGUACUCUGGUUCACUUCUCCAUUGCAUUGUACUUACCGUAGUAAUUUAUAAUGCACGCAUGCACAAUACUAUUGCAAACUUAACUUGUUGGAGAAUUGUGAUCUUAGGAUAUAGAUGAAAUAAGAGCCUUCUUAUUAUCCAAGAAGGUCACUGUGGUAGAUGGAGCACUCUUAAAAAUCACUUGCUUUCUGUCUUAACAAGUACCCUUUUUGCACCAGCUAUUUAUUUUGGAAGGCAGUUCCAGAACUUCACUUCUCCAGUUAGCAACUUUCUUCUUCUUAAGAUUUAUUGGUGGACAGCUGAUACCCCUUGUAUGUGUGCUAGCAUUGUCCUGUGGCUUAAUAGUAAUUUCCCUCCCUGCUCUGGCCUGGUAGACAGGGUCUUAUCAGGGUUUUGUAUGGUGAGGAAUGAAGAAUCAGGCCAGUCAGC
Messenger RNA from Pygoscelis adeliae (Adelie penguin), 1619 nucleotides. RefSeq names its product DnaJ (Hsp40) homolog, subfamily C, member 12 (gene DNAJC12). NCBI's taxonomy places the organism in Eukaryota, Metazoa, Chordata, Aves, Sphenisciformes, Spheniscidae. The record is from RefSeq and is a predicted model, not a curated record. The transcript is spliced from 5 exons. Bases 140 to 733 code for a protein of 197 amino acids. Gene Ontology annotation, cellular component: cytoplasm.